AUGCUUUCGCUAGAGCUUAAUGAGGAUAAUCAGAGGGCACAGAGACAGGGCUGUGGAUCGAUUGUUGUUCAAGAUCACUAUUACGUAUUUAUUAAGGAGCCUGCAAAUCCAGGAUUUUCAUGGAUUUUGAAGCUGACAGUCAGCACGACAACUGAUGUGCAGACUUGUGGAGCAUGUGCCGCUGAGCACGGAAUUGGCUGCGUACCCUCUAGCUUUGCGUCACUUGAGAUCUACGCGCAGGCCCAUACCCUCCAGACCCUCCAGUUCCCCCCUCAACUCGGAUGGACCUCCGCCUGUCACACCAACCAACCGAUUCAUCCGUCGCAAGAAUCAUCCGAAAUGCCCUAUCGAUUCAUCCCAGCAGGUAUCAAACUCGCGGUGGUUCGCAUGGUUGCCCAGUCUCACUCACAAUCGUUCAUCUGCGAGACUCUGGGCGAGAAGAUCUCCAAGCAAUCCUUUGCUCGUUGGACGCAACUGUACCGAAACACCCAACGUGUCAUCCGAGAUCCUGAGGAAUACGAGAAGAGGGGCCCUGGCCUCAUACUUACCGCAGAGGACCAAGCGUUUAUGAUCGAUUUACUUCGCUUGGAACCCGGGCUAUUCUUGGACGAGAUGCGAGAGCGGCUCUACGAUCAAACCGAUACCCUGUUGAGCAUGAGUAGCCUCCACUCCAUGCUAGUAGAACACCUGCAAAUUACCCUGAAGAAAGCCAACACGAUCAACAUCAAAAAGUCCCUCGUCUCGAAGUAUGCAUAUGUGGAAAAGAUGGCAACUGUCCCGGCGGAGUUCCUUGUAUUUACUGACGAGUCAUGUGUCUGCUCGAGGGACUUAUUGCGAACUUUCUCUCGAUCCUCAAAAGGUAAACCGGCGAAUAGAACGAUCAUGCAACAGAAUGCAAAGCGAUUCACCCUGCUUCCGGCAAUCAGCGUCGAUGGGAUUGUCGCACUAACAGUGACCGAGGAGAACGUCAAGGGAACCAAUUUCGCUCAUUUUUUGAAGUACUGUCUGCUUCCUCGCAUGAAUCCAUAUCCCGGUCCAAAGUCCAUACUAGUCCUCGACAAUGCUGGAAUCCACGGUGGAGCGCGAGUAGCUCGAUUAUGUUGAAAUGCUGGGGUCCACAUCGUUUAUCUCCCUACCUAUUGCCCCGAACUCAACCCAAUUGAGUUGGUCUUUUCCCAAGUUAAGUCCAAACUACGUCGCUCCCAGGAUUUGGCUAGGUCCGUUGACCCUGAGUGGACCAUCGAAUCCACUACCUAUCGAGUUGCCUCAGCACGCCUCUGUCAGAAACUGUUCCACCACGCCGGGUAUGAUUGCCCUGAGGAUGCUGGAGGUCCAGACAUGACCGAAUUUCAUUUUUGCGAAUGAACUAUUCCUCCCAUUUCCAAGUCUUCGC
This is a messenger RNA of Puccinia graminis f. sp. tritici CRL 75-36-700-3, 1393 nucleotides long. RefSeq lists its product as uncharacterized. The transcript has 5 exons. The record is from RefSeq and is a predicted model, not a curated record. Gene Ontology annotation, molecular function: nucleic acid binding. NCBI's taxonomy places the organism in Eukaryota, Fungi, Basidiomycota, Pucciniomycetes, Pucciniales, Pucciniaceae. The coding region runs from base 1 to 1104 and encodes 367 amino acids.